This is a messenger RNA of Strongylocentrotus purpuratus (purple sea urchin), 2434 nucleotides long. It is a transcript of the gene nr2e3, whose product is annotated as photoreceptor-specific nuclear receptor. Gene Ontology annotation, molecular function: nuclear receptor activity; RNA polymerase II cis-regulatory region sequence-specific DNA binding; zinc ion binding. NCBI's taxonomy places the organism in Eukaryota, Metazoa, Echinodermata, Echinoidea, Camarodonta, Strongylocentrotidae. The record is from RefSeq and is a predicted model, not a curated record. Gene Ontology annotation, biological process: positive regulation of transcription by RNA polymerase II; negative regulation of transcription by RNA polymerase II; anatomical structure development. Bases 532 to 1863 code for a protein of 443 amino acids. The transcript has 9 exons.
CAAGCCUCCAACUUUGUAUCCCCAUACUCUCCAAAACCACGCGCUGUAUUUUUUCUGCUCGAAGGCGACACUUUUACUCCACAUCAUCACAGCUUGCGACUAGGAAAUCACUGGGCUAGCUCGGCUAAUGACUGGCUGAUGAACGCACAUUUUCGCACAUCUUCUGAAGAUCAAAACGCAGUCAAAACAGGCUGGCGGGAACUUUUACGCCAAAUCGACUCCCUAUCUUUUUUUGCUUUCUACAGGAAACCUACACACACAAGAAAUACAAGAAACCUCUAGUGACAGAGAGCCGUAUUACCUCGUCAAACUGCUCCGUAGGAAGGGCUGGACAAGGCAUAUAGAGGACAGUGGACCUCCCGAUGAAAACAUAAUCUGUAGAAGGUUGACUCGGUAAAAACAAUUUGAACUGUAUUGAAUAAAAGGUAGAGUGUCAUUAUAACGGGCCCAGAAGAAAUAGCAACGAUUCGAAAAGCAAAACUGAGACGGAUUUGUGCUUUUAUGCUGUGAGAAUCGAGGGAUUUUGUGGUGAUGAUGGCUGCCGAGAGGAGAGAUGGACCCCUCGUGCUAGGGUCGCCCAGAGAUACGGGGAGUGAACCUUGUAUGAAGCGUAUAUGUCCGGGUUUGACGUGCACAGUUUGCGGGGAUAUCUCGAGUGGCAAACACUACGGUAUCUAUGCCUGCAAUGGGUGCAGCGGCUUCUUCAAGCGAAGCGUCAGAAGGAAGUUGGUUUACAGAUGCCAAGCCGGGACUGGAUGUUGUCUAGUGGACAAGGCCCAUCGAAAUCAAUGUCAGGCUUGCCGUCUCAAGAAAUGUCUGGAUGCAGGAAUGAACAAAGAUGCUGUACAGAACGAGCGACAACCCCGCAACAUGGCCCACGUUCGCCUUGACAGCGUCCCCUCCGUGACGACAGCCGAACCCCAUGAACUUGCCGCCAGCCCGCUGACCAGGGACCCGAACCCGUCCUCGCAUUCCACCUCCACAUCGUCAUCGACAUCACCGUCGUCAUCGUACGGUGGCCCGAUGUCAUCGGCGUCGGCACACGCUGCUGCCUUCGCGUUCACGGCCAAUCACCGGUUCAUGGCUGGUCUGAUGACGGCAGAAACCUGCGCCAAAUUGGAGCCAGAAGAUGCACUUCACGAUACAUGCGAGAUCGACGUGACCGGCGACACGGAUCCCCGGGUCGACCUCCGUAGCGACCACCAUCACCAGCGACGACCGGGAAUGAUCUUGAGCGGAUCGGAGCUGGCGUCCACGCCUAAGGAGAUCGCCGUCUACCCCUCCAGCAAUGAUAGCAUCUACGAGUCGUCGGCUCGGCUUCUUUUCAUGGCCGUCAAAUGGGCGAAGACACUGCCUUCCUUCUCGGGUCUGCCCUUCAGAGAUCAGGUCAUUUUGCUGGAGGAAGCGUGGAGCGAGCUAUUCUUACUGUGCGCUCUGCAAUGGUCCAUGCCGCUGGAUUCCUGCCCGCUACUCACCGGCCUACACGAGCAAUCCCAGACGGACAAGGCAGCGACCUGUGUCUCUGAUAUACGCCUCCUUCAGGAGAUCAUGUCUCGCUUUCGGGGGCUACGGGUCGACCCCGCCGAGUUCGCCUGCCUCAAGGCGAUUGUUCUCUUCAAACCAGAAACGCGAGGAUUAAAGGACCCGCAGCAGGUAGAAAUCCUUCAAGAUCAGGCCCACAUGAUGCUGACUCAGCACAUACGGGCACACCAGCCAGCCCAGACUGCAAGGUUUGGUCGUAUGCUACUACUCCUCCCUUCGUUACGCUUUGUGACGUCAGAUCAGGUCGAGCGACUCUUCUUCAGAUGUACCAUCGGCGACACGCCCAUGGAGAGAUUGCUCUGUGACAUGUUCAAGAAUUAAAAACUCUAGAAAUUACGUCAGGAAAGGGAAAGUCCCCUUCAUCGUGAUGACUACUCGAAACUGUGGCAAAGAGGGAGCUAUUUAAAAAUCCUCCGCGGUCAGAUUGCACCGUUUAGGUGAUUGACUUUUGUAGCGUUGUCGUUGUCGUUGUGGUUCUUGACUCGAGAUAUGAAGAUCGUUGGUUCGAUCCCAAGCGUUUAUGCGCUUAAGCAACGCAUGUUCCAAACAUUUCUGGUUUCCACCAAAGUAAAACUCGGUAGAACUCCUAACAUCAUCGUGAUUUGAUCAGCAUUGUGCGCAUCUGUAGAAUGGUUGCUUGAUGACUUUCAAGGGGUGGAGAAUGUACAAACAUUAUAUGCGGGCAAGUCUCGAUCGGAUUUCUAUGGGCUAAUCAUGUUUAAAGCGGAGUGGUCAGAAAUAUUGGAGAUGUUUAAAGCGCCUUGUAGACCAGAAUAUUUUCAUCAUCAAUAUUCUAUCUGGGCUUGGGAAUUUCGUUGAACUCAAGAUGGAGAGAUAGGGUUAACCGAAAUCCUAAAAACAUGUGACAAUAUUUUGUCACAAGGACUCCAUU